AUGCCUCGGAAGCGCAAACUGGUCCCUGAGGCGGAGAGCCAGCCGCGACGCUCUACUCGCCGAGCAAUCGCCCACGUUGUCGAAUCGCAUCCUUACUGUUCUGAAGACUGCAUCAGAUCCCUUAGGAAUGGGGCGUUAGGGCCUCAAGGCACCCACUGCCCCAAUGAGCGCAUCCAUCGUGCUUCGGCGGCACCUCGACUCGAGCAAUGGCAGGAGGACCUCAGUCGAGCGUUGGCCGAGGGCAGCACGAGAACUCGAAUAUGCCGAUCUCUUGGACGAUCAGGUGUUAGAGGCACCAUGCUGAAAUUGGUUCUCGAGUCAUCUGGACAUUGUUUGAUCGGCAAGGGCUUUCACACAGAUGAUGUAUAUUGGUUCAACAGGGAAGUGGAGGCUUAUCAACGCUUGGAGUCUUUCCAGGGGGACAUCUUGCCGGUUUGCUCUGGCAGUCUGACUCUGGAAGAGGAGAUCCAGAUUCACGCAGGGGAUAAAGCUAUAAAAUAUCUGGUUUUCCUUUCGUAUGGUGGUACACCCAUCCUUCACCUGAAACGACGCGACCCCGACGCCUUCCGGCUCAGGUAUCGUCGACCGAUCCUCGCUUGUCUCGAGCAGAUGCACGAACAUCAGGUCAUUCAUGGUGAUGCUGAAAUUCGGAACGUCCUGUGGAACGAGAACACAGACAGAGUCCUGUUUGUGGACUUUGAACGGAGCCGACUAUACGAAAAUCGACCUGCUUGCCCACCGGACGAACCCUGUAAGAAACAAUACAAGGAUAAGAAAGGCAGGAAGCAGAAUUGUAUGUAUUGCAGAGAACUCUGGGUGGCCAAUUGGACGAUAGACGAUGAGAAUUUGGACCCUGAUGGGUCUAUGGAAAGGAGGAAUGCAUAA
Messenger RNA from Kockovaella imperatae, 885 nucleotides. RefSeq lists its product as hypothetical. The transcript has a single exon. The record is from RefSeq and is a predicted model, not a curated record. The coding region runs from base 1 to 885 and encodes 294 amino acids. NCBI's taxonomy places the organism in Eukaryota, Fungi, Basidiomycota, Tremellomycetes, Tremellales, Cuniculitremaceae.